Messenger RNA from Aspergillus chevalieri, 147 nucleotides. RefSeq lists its product as uncharacterized. NCBI's taxonomy places the organism in Eukaryota, Fungi, Ascomycota, Eurotiomycetes, Eurotiales, Aspergillaceae. The transcript is spliced from 2 exons. The record is from RefSeq and is a predicted model, not a curated record. Bases 1 to 147 code for a protein of 48 amino acids.
AUGAAUUUAUCGCCGAAAGGCAACUGGAUAGUUCCUACACCCAUCACAGGAUUGUCCGACUCAUUCGCCAGUACCAGUAUCCAAUACCCAUUCUUCAUCUGCUCUAGUGAGCUCAUUGACAUUUACCGAGUUGGCAGUACCAUUUGA